Pectinophora gossypiella (pink bollworm) is the source of this 1079-nucleotide messenger RNA. RefSeq lists its product as uncharacterized. The coding region runs from base 134 to 673 and encodes 179 amino acids. The transcript is spliced from 4 exons. The record is from RefSeq and is a predicted model, not a curated record. Lineage: Eukaryota; Metazoa; Arthropoda; Insecta; Lepidoptera; Gelechiidae.
AUCCGAAAAUGUUGCUGUCAAAUUAUGUGAUCGAUGGCGUCCGUUUGUAACGUCAUGUUGAAUAUGAAUUUUGAAUUUAAGUUUAUGAUCCAGUGGAAUAUAUUGUGAACAUACAUAAAUAAACAGCAUAAAAAUGGAAGAAUCUAUGAAUGAAAUCGAGGUUAACCAGACCCUCCAAUCGCCACCGCGUCGAAGACGCUCAACAUUCUUCGAAAAGAGAGAAUCGAUUGUACCCCAAACAUUGUCGGAACAUGCUGAACCAAAUGUGUGUAAACAAACUACAGAAACUGCCGACGAACGUAUCGAGAAUCUCUCAAGAUAUUAUGAAAAAUUGCUUGCAGAGAAAGAACAAUGGAAAAAAGAAGUCAACAGCCGGAGAAACAAGUAUCAUGAUCUAAGACAACAAUAUCAGAUGGCUCUCAAGACACCAGGCAGAUCAAGGAUGUCCUACUCAGCACUUUCAGCUGAAGAUAUAGAGUUUCUAAAAGGCAAGGCAAAUAUACCAAAACUGGUUGAAAGUCAGUUGAAGCUCCACAAAUGUGUGAAAGAGUUAAGAGCACUGUAUAAAAGGGCAAAUGAGCUUGAUAGUGUGAUUAUCAAACAUUGUGAAGAGAAGGUUGAUAAAAUUACAGAAUACAUUUUUGAGAACAGUACAAUUGAACCUAAAGAUUGACAAUUUAACCAGAAUUAUGUAAAUAGGCUUUAUUGGAAUUGAUGUAACCUACAUAAGGCAUUCAGUGUAUAAUAAAACAUUUAGAUUACUGUGAACUUAUUAGGUAAUGAUCAAGUAUACAUAUUUGCUAUGUUGACCAAUUAUUGAUUUUAGAUUUUAUCAUAAUUUAAACAAUUAUUAUGUAACCUUUGUGUGUGAAUAUGAUAUUUUUAACUAUUUAGUUAUUUCCUAAAAUAUAUAGUUUGGUAAGUCCUGUAAAUAUAUUGUUAAGGUUUUACUUACCAGUCUUGUACUUUGUAUAAUAAUGUAAAUCUAAUCUUAUCUAGCCCAUAAGAUCCCACCCACUGCUGUGCAAAUGCUUCACCUUAAUUAUGUAAAAACCUUAUAAUAAAGUUACUAACUCAAA